Molecule: messenger RNA, 2525 nt
Organism: Scaptodrosophila lebanonensis
Lineage: Eukaryota; Metazoa; Arthropoda; Insecta; Diptera; Drosophilidae
Exons: 5
Coding region: 855-1505 (216 amino acids)
Source: RefSeq, a predicted model, not a curated record
UUUUGUGGCGAAGCUUUGGCGAAAGCUUUCCAUGGAGCUUUUGUAUGACUGUUGCGGCGCUUAAACAACAACUUGUUGUUGGCGCCGUCGCUGUGGCUGCACAGGAAUUCGGGAACUCGAUGACGCGAGGACUCGAGGAGUCGGCACUCAGACUGUUAAUUCAUUCAUCGACAGACUUUCGUGCGUUUCGGUUCAGCCUCAGCGCCAGCAGCGGAGCUAAAACAAAAUAAAGCGUACAGCAAGCAAAUCAUCAGCCCCAACAAUAACAACAAUAACAGCAAGCAGUAGCAGCAGCAGCAGCAGCAACAGCAGCCAAAUAUUCAAACGUCAAGCGCCAAACAACAGCGACAACAGCAGCACCAUCAGCAAGCCAAUUUUUUUUAUCGCGUACGCGCGCGUUUUACCGUUACAUUCGAAAUAUUUGUACACAACAAGUACGAAUUGUGUUUGUUUGUGUGCACGCGUGUGUGUGGGUGUUAAUUUUUUUUUGUUAUUGUUGUGCACCAAAUGUGCAAAGCAAGUUGGCCAAAGCCAAGGCGUUCAAUUUGUUUUCAAAUUUGUUCAUUUGAAGCAAAUCAUAUAAAAAGAAUUCAUAUUCAUUCAAACAACUUUCGUUUGUCCAAAUCGUGAGUAAAAAGUGCGGCAAUUUCUUGAGAUCGUAAAUUCACAAUAUCAAUAAAAAACACAAAACCCAAACAUUUGUGUAAACAAGCUAACGGGGCUAUUAGCGCAUCUUUGGAUUAAUUUGUGUGAACGAACCAAAAAGGGGCAGCCAAUCCAAGGCAACCAACCGCAGCAAAACCAAUUUCAGCGCACCGUCAAGGAAGUAGCAGUAGGAGUUGAAGAGCCUCAAGAUGCGACGCUCCUCGUUCACGCCCGUCUUUAAUCUGAGCACCCAAGAGCCGCUCAUCGUCGUCGAGGAGUCCAACACCGCCGAGGAUGGUGAUGAUCUCGAGGGUGCAGCUGGAGGCGUUGAUCCCAGCACUACGAAGCGUUCGAAUAGCGAUGAUUCGGAGCCAGACUCACCGGUAAAUCCGUACUUGCUCUGCCCGUUCCCAGACAUGCAGCAGCGUCGGAAGCACUCGCUGCCAUCGCUCCAAAUUACCGAGGGCAUUACGGCCAGUCAGGUGCGUCGUUUGUCCGAGGUUGGCGGCGAAACUGGCGGUCUCAGUCCAAAGGAGGUGGAGUUUUUGGCCACGCUCUCGCAGAAGGCCAAUCCGGCGGCAGGUGGCCGCCGGCAUUCGGUGGUAACCAUAUCGGCGGUCCCACCAACGCUAUUCGGACGAAAUCGGCGCGAGUCCAUUUCCGGCGUGACAUUGAGUGGCAGUCGACGUGGCAGUGUCAUCGCCGGGCCUCCUUUGACCGAUCAUCGUGGCAGCAUACACAACUUGCAACUGGACAUUAUGGAUGGGAUUGUGCAGCAGAGGAAGACGCGAUCGGGCAGCGGCGUUUGGGCGGCGCCGGUGCUACAGGAGGCGGACAGCAAUGUGCCCGUUCAGACAUAAGCUGUUGGAGGGGCAAGCACGGAGAGACGACGAAUACCCUACACUAAUACCAAUGCCAAUGCAAAAACCAAACCGACACUUACCAAGGAACCACUGACUAGGAAAUUUAUAAAUAUUUUGUGUUGUUUUCAGCCCAAUUCCCAGCCUAUUGAUCGAAAAAAAAAACGCAGCACAGUUGCUGCGAAACAGAAACCGAGACAGAAAUCCGCAGCUGCUGCAGUAGCAGAAGAAGAAGAACAUUUCCGCAAUAACAACAAGAACAACAACAAAGAAACCGCAAAUGUGGAAAUGAAACUGCAACUGGAGGCAACCGAACGUGAUAAAGAAGGACGAGACGGGACGAGCCGCGAGGAUAAAACAGCGAGCACUGGCAACAAACAAAAAAGCCACUCACAAUUUUUUUCCCUUCCUUUUUUUGCAAUUGGCAGUAAAAUUGCAAAAAUUUUCGCACACCUGCAGACACCCGCACCCCCCAUAGCCCAGAGCCCAGAGCUCGCCCAUAUAACCAACUAUCAUCCAACCACAUCCACCCAUCAACGACUACGAAACGCACUCGAUUCACCUGUCCAUAUCAUUCUGCCAGCUGAACAGCUAGCGGCAACAAUAAAAAGUGUUUGAGGCAACAAACUAAUUGCAGAAAGUAAUAAAACAGACGGAAAGCUAAAUAUGACGACAAAGUAUAUAAGGAAGAACCACCCGAGCAUUUUUUAACGUAUCUAACUCUACAAUUAAUAAAUAAAUCAACGCAGCGAUAACUAAGCAACAGAGUAACAUAUAAAUAUGCAACAACCCUCACGAGAGCCAACAACCCGACGUGGUGACAAGGGACAAGGAGCGAGGAAAUGGAAAGCGGAAAAUGGCAAAACAUAAAAAUAAACAUUCAGGAAUUGAUAAAUUAGUGUGUAAUUUAAAAAGAAAAUCAAAAACAAACAAAAUCACUCUCAAGGUGUGCAUUGGAAAAUAUUUUAUGGAACUGCUUGAACGAUUGAAGAAGUUGUAAUUUGAUUGGAGAUGAAAAAU